Molecule: messenger RNA, 708 nt
Organism: Acanthosepion pharaonis
Lineage: Eukaryota; Metazoa; Mollusca; Cephalopoda; Sepiida; Sepiidae
Source: the annotation of a GenBank genome assembly
AUGUUGUUAAAAUUAGUUUACUUUUCCUUCUCUGUAAUUUUUCUUUUAUUUCUUUCUUUCUUUCUUUCUUUCUUUUCUUUUCUUUCUUUCUUUCUUUCUUUUUCUUUCUUUUUUUCCUUCUCUAAAUAUAUUUCUUUCUUUCUUUCUUUCUUUUAUUUCGAACUUUUCAGUUUGGUAUUUAAUAUGUUAAUAGAAAUCCUCGUCUUCUCUUCUUCCUUUCUUUCUUUCUUUCUUUUUCUUUCUUUCAUUCUUUCUUUGAUUUUUCUCAAAUUAAUUUUCUCUGUUUGCUUUUUUUCUUUCUUUCUACAUUCUUUUUCUUUCUUUCUUUCUUUCUUUAAUUCAUUCUAUUCUUUUAGAAAUAUAUACAAUAGAAAUGCUUUCUUUUUUCUUCUCCUUAUAUCCGAACUUUUCAAAAUAUAUAGAAUCUCUUCUUUUCCUUAUAUCCUUUUCUGUUGGUUUUUUCUUGUUUUUUCUUCAUUCUUAUUUUUCUUUUUUUUUCUUUCUUUCUUUAUAAUCUUUUUAUUUAGAGUUUUCUUUUUCUUCCUUAUAUCCGAACUUUUCAGUUUCUAUUUCUUUUUUGUCUUUGCUUUCUUUUUUUCUUUUUUUCUUUCUUUCAUUAAUCUUUAUAUAGAUCUUUCUUUCAAAGCCGAACGUCCUUAUAUCCGAACUUUUCUUUCUUUCUUUCUUGUUGUCUUUACUUCAUUCUAA